AGGGCUGAACAGUAAAAUCCUCUUAAAAUGUUACUUUCUACGGAAAUUGCAGAGAUUAUUCGGCAAAAGAAAUCUCAAUAUGUCCGUUACAUAGACACCAAGCAAUGGAGCAAAUUUGAGCUAAUAGCAUUACCAAAUGCUGAACUAAGCUUUUACAAUCCCGAUGGAUCAAUUAUGACAGUUGGGCGCAAACGCUUGUCGUUUAUAUCUAUCCACACUUUUGCGGAAUAUUUCGGCAAAGUCUUCACCAACGCUCAAACACUUCAUAUGAUCGGAAACGCUGAAUUUGAAAUGGUGGGAUCGGACGAAGUAAGGGUUAUUUGGAGCAUGGAAGACCAGAUAAUAAUAUCUCACUACGCUGAGAUGAGGGGUGGAGGAUACUAUUUUGAGACUUGGGUAAAGACAGAGAAUGAUUGGUUUUUGAAAAGUCUGAGACUAGAGAGAACCUAUAUAAAGUAUAACUUUUUUGCAAGGAUAGGAAUGUUAAUGCAGCAGAUAGGACUGCUUUGA
Molecule: messenger RNA, 510 nt
Organism: Trichoderma atroviride IMI 206040
Lineage: Eukaryota; Fungi; Ascomycota; Sordariomycetes; Hypocreales; Hypocreaceae
Source: RefSeq, a predicted model, not a curated record